Molecule: messenger RNA, 1167 nt
Organism: Chelonus insularis
Lineage: Eukaryota; Metazoa; Arthropoda; Insecta; Hymenoptera; Braconidae
Exons: 3
Coding region: 402-959 (185 amino acids)
Source: RefSeq, a predicted model, not a curated record
UUGCAUGAUAAAUGAAAAAUAAUUCAUCUUAAGAAUUUGAUGGUCAGUUCCAAUUGAACGAAUUCAUUACAUUCUCGUUUCACUUCCUCAAUAUCUAGAUAGAAGGUGCGCACAUCGCAAGUUCGUUCAAGUGAAUCUUGGCGCGAAUACUUGGACAUUCAAACAGAGACAAGAAACAAGUAAAGACGUAGUUGUGUACCUUCUCAGACCACACGAAUUGUACGAGGUUCGCUCACAGUCUAUUACAGUCCACUUCAUUCUUCUUUCGUUUUCUUCAACGUUUCACUUCGAGUCCAAAUUGGUCUGCCUACCGAAGAACGUCUUCACUUGAGUUUUUCUAAUGCUCGUGAAACCAUCAAUUAAAUUUUAACUAAAUAAAAAUUCAAUUUAUACAUUUAACAAUGAAGAACAAAUUCAUUUAUUGGUGUUUUUUGUGGUGUUUUUUACUGACUAUUUGUCAAACAAUUGUGGCUGAUGUUGAAGAAUCAAUUUAUUUGAAUAACAAUAGAACUGAUUCGAAUGAUCUUGCAAUUGAUCGUAGUAUCACAGAUUUAGUUGAUUAUAUAUUCAAUUUUAAUUCGCAAACUGAAGGAAGAACUUUUGGUAUUAAGAGAAUACAGUUUAUGAUGAUGCCAAUGAUAUUCAAAAUGGGAGUAAUGAUGACAUUGCUCAUCGUCCUAACAGUGAUUUCGUUGAAAGGAUUGACUAUUGGUGUCAUUUUAUUGAUAUUAAAAUUAAGCACAAUAUUCGCAAAGGUUUAUUCUGCGCUAAAUAAAUCUCAGAAUCAAAUUCCUUGGACUCCUCCAGUGCAACCAGUUAAUGUUCAUUUCCAUAAUGACGGGUAUCACCAUCAUCCGUUUAGUGGAUAUGAUGGUCCAAGUAGUAUGGAGAAUCAUGACCAUCAUUUCUAUCACAGAGGAUCACAAAGAAUCCAUUCGGAACCACCGUACUUCAUAUGAAUUAAAUAUAUUAAAAAUUUUUAAUUGAUACUAACAAAAGUACUACAACAAUGUGAUCAUUAUUGGGGCCAUAUUUCAAACAAAAUUUUACACUAGUUGAAAUUCAUUGUUGACUGCUGAAGAUGAUUAACAUGAAUUAUCUUCAACUUUAAAAGGGACCAAAGGAUUUUUUUGUAUUACUCUAAUUUUUAGAGAAUUUCAUAUACCU